This is a messenger RNA of Morchella sextelata, 1410 nucleotides long. RefSeq lists its product as uncharacterized. The record is from RefSeq and is a predicted model, not a curated record. The coding region runs from base 1 to 1410 and encodes 469 amino acids. Lineage: Eukaryota; Fungi; Ascomycota; Pezizomycetes; Pezizales; Morchellaceae. The transcript has 3 exons.
AUGACUGAUCUGGUUUUGGUACAUGAACGACUGUCAACAGGCCGUUUGAGGUCUUGGCGGGCGACAACAGGAUUAGGGUUACAUAUCGGCCGCAAACGGGCUCAUAAAGGAAGCCGCGGCCCAUUCAAGUGCUCCCCCGAUGCUCCACACACCUAUAUCGAACAUCUCCUCGUCCUCCCCUCGCAGUAUCCCCGCCCGGGCCGCCGCACCUCUGCCUUCCCCACCCUUGACCUCACCGCCACGUUCGGGGCUCUCACCUCCAUCCACACCCUCGUGUACACGCCCAAGACCUGCGUAACAGGCCUCGCAGCCGCCAUAGCGGCACUCCCCCUCAGAUCGCUCACCUGCCGGUACACAUGCGCGCUGCUCUCGCCCACCCUUUCCCCGCAGCGCCGCUGGGCGCUCGAGAAGCUCACGCUCUAUAACGUGAACGCCGAGCCCGCGGCCCUUCACAGCAUCUUGGCUUCCAGCGCUGCUACCCUCCAGGAGCUGCAUAUGGCCUAUACCACGGUGGGGAUAUCGCACACGGGGCUCCCGGCCCUUCCCUCACUACGCGCAUUGUGGCUGCUGGACUUUAAUGAGCUGACUAUCGCGGGGCUGCUCGGUACAGUGGCUUUUGGAAGGCUGGAGACGCUGCAGCUCGUAUCUGAUGCCGGCACUGUGCAUGGGGGACGCGGUGUUGCGAUGGAACUAGAGGCGGGGGGCGGGCUGCGGGGCCUGAGCAAAUUGAGCAUAGGCAUGCACGUCCAGGAUAUAGUACAGGUGCUGAGGCUGUGCGGCGGGGAGCUUAGGGAGGUACAUAUAGUCCACCUCGGGCACUUUGGGUUUGUGUCGGGGAUGUUUCAGGUGAUCGAUGAGCUGGGGACGAACUGCCGAGGUGUGAAGGCCGUGAGUGUCGUUACGGGGGAGGAAAUGACGAGCAGUCAGAGGCUCCGGCAGUUGAUGUGGCCACCGUUCAGCGGCUGGGGGAACCACCAUCUGAAGAUGCUGGCUGCGGGCUGCCCCGGCAUUGAGGAUCUGAGGAUAGCAGUGCACAUGGGUGAAUGCGCACCCUCCAGCUCCGACCCUCCGCUCUUCAGCAACCUCCGUAAUCUGUAUCUUAGCAUUCUCCCCGAGAGCAUCUACACAUUUGACCGCUUUGAUGAGGCGCUGCCUUCUGACGGCUCCACAGACCUCAGAUCUCCGAUGUUAGAGGCGCUGAUGGACCAGCUCGGCGAUAAGGGAAAGAUCGAGCACUGGACAGUGGUCUCGGGGGAGGCUGUCUCGUCAAGGCCGGGGGAGCAAAAGGUGGUGUUGAGUGACCUCAGGGAGACAAUUGGUCUCAGAGUGCUGGGUAGGGGAAGGUGGACGGGGGCUUUUGAGCCAGCGUGGGUGGAGGAAGACAUGUUCAAGACGGGGCUGUUGAUGUAG